AUGGUCAGACAGAUUCUUAAAGUUGCCAACUUCAGAACCGUGUCCAGGUGCUGGGUGCCAGCUCUGAUGGCCCAGCAGCAGCCGAUGCUGAGAUUCUUUUCUUCCAGACAGAGGUGUAUCAACUUCAACAACAUCAACGAGCACGACAACUCUGUCAACUUGAUCUCAAACGACGAUGUGUUUGCUGCCGAGGAAAUCAAGCACCAGAACGAGGCUCCCUUUGAGCCUACGGUGUUCUCGUCAGAGGAUGUCUUCACUGCUGGUCCAGUGAACAAGGCAUGA
Messenger RNA from Candidozyma auris, 282 nucleotides. RefSeq lists its product as uncharacterized. NCBI's taxonomy places the organism in Eukaryota, Fungi, Ascomycota, Pichiomycetes, Serinales, Metschnikowiaceae. The record is from RefSeq and is a predicted model, not a curated record. The coding region runs from base 1 to 282 and encodes 93 amino acids. The transcript has a single exon.